Molecule: messenger RNA, 2983 nt
Organism: Hemibagrus wyckioides
Lineage: Eukaryota; Metazoa; Chordata; Actinopteri; Siluriformes; Bagridae
Exons: 10
Coding region: 296-1807 (503 amino acids)
Molecular function (GO): protein binding
Source: RefSeq, a predicted model, not a curated record
UCUUUAUUUUACAUUAUAAAUAGCGCAUUUGUGGUGAAACAAAAAAAACGAUUAAUGAUCGCUUAAAAUAUGUCUACCUAACAUGUUAGUCUGAAUAAUAAUUUAUAGAACGGGAUUUCUUACGUGGUAAAAGAAAAAAAAAAAAAACAACAAGCCGCUGACGAGCACAUGGACACGUCCAAGCCGAGUCCUUACCGAGGAAUUUUCAGAGGAAAUUAAGCUAAUUGGCUUUCUUUGUCUUUUUUCUCUUGUGUUUUGUGAAAGGUGACGUUUAAGAGCUCAGGUGUGUUCCUGAAUGGACACUGGACGUGGUCAGUUCUUGCUGAGUCUGAGGCAGGGGUUAGAGAGGACUCAGCCAGGUAGACCUGGAGGAAACUCAAGAGGAUGCAGAAAGAAAAAAGCUGCACGUGACGGCCGCAGAAGGAGGUCUAGGUCUGAAAGCUCAAAACCAGCUCCACCCCCACCUCCAGUAGUAUGUUGUCCUGCCCCACCCUGGUCUCUUCCUGCCUCCUGCUCCAGGGUAAAUUACUUUAAAAGACUGCCUCCUGAGGUCAUCCUGAAGAUUUUCUCCUACUUGGAUGCGGCGUCUCUCUUCUCCGUCUGUUUCGUUAGCCGCCAGUUUCAUGAGCUGGCUAAUGACAACGUGAUAUGGUAUGAGCUGUACUCCUGUGAGAUGGGCAGGAGAAAGUGGAAGCUGGACUCUGAGAGCGCUGAUGUGCAGGACGUCCCGGCAGCCGUGUGGAAGAAGCUGCUGUUCAGUGAGAUGGGCUGCCACAAGGACGCCGUGUGGAUGAAGAAGCUGAGACACAUGAAUCUGAACACGGGAAUGCCGGAGCAGACGGAGCAGGUCCUCAGGAGUCUGCGUGUAGUCUGGGAGAUCACACUCACGCUUAAGCGAGGGAAGCAGAGCGUGUACAAGCAAUCUCAGGCCUUUUUCUCUGACUCGUCCGUCACCGUGUGCUGGAGCGGCGGCGUCUGGCCGAGAAUUCAGAACGUCUACAACGUGCAGCUCCACGGAGUCUUGGGUUCCCCGACGACUAUAACAGCCAAGCCGGCGUGGCGCUCUCUCAUCAGUAAAACGUUGGUGAGGAGGAUGGAGAAGUGGAGGUACAUCGGCGAGGACAGUCUGGUGAAACUGGUGCAGUUUGAUGAAGGGAUCACUGUGGGAGUAUGGAGAGGCACCUGGAUAAUCGCCUUCAUCAUGGCCACCUUACACUUCCACAGACUGGUGGAGAGAAGCGUUCUCGGCUCGCUCUUCUGCCCCUAUAGGCCCAGGGCGUUCCCCGCCCUGCAUAUCGACGUGCCCCCGGGGUUCAGUGUCCAUGGUUACACGGUGCUCCUGCUGCUUCACAACUCAGUGAGACGCAUCCUGCAGUGCCGUUACUCACCUGUGCUCUGCACCAGAGAUAAGCAGCAUGGCGAAUUUGUGCAGCUCCGCCCUGUUCACAUCACCCAGAAACACACGCCCAUCUCGGGGAGGAUCAGUUUUCCAUGGAAAGCCGGCAAGCUGCAGGGAGACAUCAAGAACUGCUGUAUGAUGACCGUGUCGGUGCUGGACGAGGCUCAGAGGCCGGUGUGGUGCAUCAGCUCGUCCGCCGCUCUCUUCCUCCGUCACUCCCGCGUGGUGUGUGAAACCUACGACGGCGAGCAGUUGGCGCUGAGCUACGACGACACCGACGGGAAGCUGAAGAUGACCCUGGUAUGGAUGCAGGACCUGCAGCUGUACUUCCUGAUCGGACUCCACAUCUGGAUCAGCGUGGAGAAAAUGAACACGCACUUCCACAAAGUCGUUCAGGACCACUUCUAAAGAGACGUUUUGAAUUUUUAGCAUUUAUUUUGAAGGUUUAAAGUCGUGACCUGAUUUUAGGUAGAAGUGUUAGAAGGUUUGGUUUAAGUCUGGACACAGAGGUUCACUGGUUUUAUGUUUGAUUGUUAGAAAGUUUUAGAGUCUGAGUGUCACUCAGACUCUAAAAAAGUCCUGUUUUCAGUGUUUUUUUCAGUCUCACAGCUGCUUGGAAACUUUCUCUUGUGUUGUGAAGUGAAUAAAGUGAGACUCCACUGUCCUCUGACCUGUACUCCUUUUAAUGUAAUGCAAAUCCCUGGGAUGCCACCAGGGAGCGCUGUGGGGCCAUUCUCCAUAAACAAAUCAUAUUUGUGAGAAAUUUAUUCAUUUAAUAAGCAAAUCAGGUGAUUUUAAACACUUGCAAUUUAACCAAUUUAAGUCAGGGCUUCUGAGUAACAGAAAUGUCUGGGGACAGAACAAGAACCUGAAACCAAACUAACGUUCUUCUUCUCCACAUCUCUCCUGUCAGUCAUACCAGUAUAGACACACCCCCAGUGACCCAUCACCCCGAACAUAGCGGGAUUCAGUCCUAAAUCACAGCAUAGAUACUGUUAUUGAGAAGGAAAGAAGACAAUCCAACAAUCUCACACCGUUUAGCUCAGACAAAUUUAUUUCAUGCUUCAGUAACACAUUAUAUCUGUUAUAACAGUGAGAAUAAGCCUGCUAUAAAUGUUGGACAAAAAGGCAGCAUAUGUCUCCUCUAGCACUUGGCUCUGGGUCUAGAGGUUUAAAUUUUGUUCAGUGGUGCGAAAGAAACACUGAGAACACAGCAAAAAAAAAAAAAACUUGACAUUUCCAGAUGUUCCUGAAUGAUGACAUGCUGUGCUUCCAAAACCUUUGUUCUUCCUCACUGGUGCCAAAGGAAGAAACAAACAGAUCAACUUUCUUCUAAGCCCCGCCCCCCAGACACGCCUAGGAUGGGUGCUGAUCCGAACCCCGGCCCCCCAGACAUGCCCAGGAUGGGUGCUGAUCUAAGCCCCACCCCCCAGACACGUCCUGGAUGGGUGCUGUGUAGGCUCGAGUGCUUGGAUUGGUCACUUUGAAUAAAAAACAGAAUACUAAAAGAGAAGAGUUUACUGUACAUUUCCACAAGAUAUUAACAGGUCGCUCAGAAGGCUUACACUGUCCUUGCUACAGCAC